UUGAACUAAUUCCUCAGGGUCGAACAAGGCGCUAUUCAUCUUUGUGUGUGAUUUAUUGCUUUGGACAUCAGUGUUAGACUUGGUCGUAAUCUUAUUCACGGGUGGCAUUCAAUACAGCAUUUUGUCUUAUCACCAGUUGAUACUGAUUGGUUCUGCGAAAGCUGAAUUUGAAAGUUAUCAGAAACGUACAUUGCAUAAAGUAUAGCUCUCACUCCAUAAUAUACAGUCGCGAACCUCUAGCUAGAUGGAUGUCUACGUGUAGCGCAGCUCGCAACUCUCUGCACUCAAACCUAAAUACAAUCUACAGCACGGUCGCCGCGAAAUACGUGAGCUGCGAGUUUCGCUACGAUCCAAAGGUUAAUUCUCUGCCGCGAUAAUCAUCCUGAGCAAUAAUCAGCACCAGAGCAGUUCAAGAGCGCAGCGUUAUCGCGCCUCAGUUUGUUAAGUUGUUCGAAAGUAUCCAGAACAACCUCAAGUCUUGGGAGAUCUAUCAUCAAGUGCAAUUAUUAUACGCGUGUGGGGCUUUGAAGAAAGAAAUCAUUUCAUUCUAGAAGUAUUACACUGAGAUAGGUAUCUCCGGUUCGAAGUGCGGUUUGGUGAUUACUCAAAAAAAAAAGCUUUAAAAGAUGCCGAGCACGAAGGUCAACCAGGAUCUGCAUAAUGAGCGCGAAAAGUGCUCUUUCAAAAACGAAGAUUUCACCCUGUGGUGGAUCGGUGGCGAGGCCAAACUGAAAGAAAAACGUUCGCGAGAAAAGUUUUUCCUAUCAGAGCCGGAGUUUUUCGACAAAGUUCCUCUGCACUUUGUGUCGCACAAGGAGGUCUACGAGGAAUCGGUCCGCAAAGCCACCGUUAUUUUCCGCAAAGUGAAACAGAUGCAAGAGCAAGGCAAGGAUGGGGUCGAUAAUUACAUGGCUCUGUUGGGAGGUCUGCUGGGAUCAGGUAUCCUGAAGGAAGGAAACCCACUUGCCGUGCAUUUUGUGAUGUUUCUCCCUGCUCUAAUGGGUCAUGGCACUCCGGAGCAACAGGCUGAGUGGAUCGGGCGAGCAUGGAACUGUGAGAUUAUUGGAACGUAUGCACAAACUGAACUAGGUCAUGGCACUUUCAUCAGAGGAUUGGAGACGACGGCGACCUACGAUGAGCGGACGAAGGAAAUUGUGUUGAACAGUCCUUCGUUGUCGUCCUACAAAUGGUGGCCUGGAGGACUUGGUCACACGGCAAACUACUGUGUAGUGAUUGCCCAACUGUAUUCUCAGGGUAAGUGCCAUGGAAUCCAUCCAUUUAUAGUUCAACUGCGUGAUGAAGAAACGCACAUGCCAAUGCCUGGAAUUACCAUUGGCGAAAUUGGAAACAAGCUUGGUAUGAAUGGAGUCAACAACGGAUUUCUGGGAUUCAAGAACGUUCGCAUUCCUCGCGCGAACAUGCUGAUGAAGAACGCCAAGCUGCUUGAGGAUGGAACGUUUGUGAAGCCUCCCUCAUCCGUAUUGACGUACGGAACGAUGAUGUUUGUUCGAGUGGUCAUUGUAAGGGAUAUGGCCAAUUAUUUGUCGAAGGCGGUAACAAUUGCCACCCGCUAUUCUUGCGUUCGCAGACAGAGUGUUAUCAAUCCAGAUCAACCCGAGGUGCAAGUCAUCGACCAUCUUACUCAACAAUACAAGCUAUUUCCAGCUAUCGCGAAAAGUAUUAUUUUCAAACUGACUUCGGAUAAUUUGUGGGACAUGUACAACCAGGUGACCUCCGAACUGGACAAGGGAGACCUGGAACGGCUACCGGAGUUGCAUGCGAUUGCCUGUUGCCUGAAGGCUGUUUGUACGGCUGAUGCAGCGCAGGCCGUCGAGACGUGUCGAUUGGCCUGCGGAGGUCACGGAUAUAUGACGUGUUCCAACUUAUUUGGUACCUAUGGCAUGGUUACUGCUGCGUGUACGUAUGAAGGCGAAAACACCGUUCUGCUAUUGCAAACAGCGAGAUACUUAUUGAAAGUAUGGACUCAAGCUCAGAAAGGACAGGAACUUGUCCCAACCGUACAGUAUCUGAAAAAGUUCCUCUCCAGCAAUCAACGCCAAACUUGGGACGAUUCGGUGCCUGGAAUUAUUGCCGCACUUCAAACUGUUGCUGCUGGAAAGCUUCGUUUGGCAAACGAACACAUUGAGCAGCGCAAACGUGCUGGCCGAACGCCUGAGGAAGCCGUCAAUCUAACGUCGAUUGAAUUGGCGCGGACUGCCGACGCUCAUUGUCGGGCUUUCCUGGUGCAGUCGGGUUAUGAGAUGAUUGAAAAAUCUUGUACAAGUGCUCCACCAGAGUUAGCACGUGCUCUGAGAGAUAUCUACGAGUUGUACGCAUAUGACGAGGCUAUGAAAGCUGUCGGAGAUCUGUUGCGGUUCACAACCAUCAGUGAAAGCGAUAUUUCGCGGCUGCAGCAGAAAUUGGAAGACGCCCUAGCUGCCAUUAGACCGAAUGCUGUCGGUAUUGUCGAUUCGUUCGACAUCCCGGAUAUGGUGUUGGGUUCUGCCCUCGGUGCCUAUGAUGGAAACGUUUACGAGCGUCUGUUCGAAGAGGCUAAAAAGAGUCCACUCAAUCAGGAACCAGUCAACAAAUCAUUCCAUCUGUAUCUGAAACCGUUCAUGAAGUCAAACCUAUAAACUAACGGUUAAAUGUGAACGGAUAUAUGAACGAGACUUACUAUAUUAGGGAACGGUGAUAGAUUAUAUGAAUUGUUAACAUAUUUUAUGCACAUUUUAUUCUUGACAAGAAGCAAUUGAACAGAUGGUGAUAUUUUCAAUAAAACUUAAAAGCAUUUUGUACAAACUUGUAAUUAAAAACUA
Aedes aegypti (yellow fever mosquito) is the source of this 2819-nucleotide messenger RNA. RefSeq names its product probable peroxisomal acyl-coenzyme A oxidase 1. Gene Ontology annotation, biological process: lipid homeostasis; fatty acid beta-oxidation using acyl-CoA oxidase. The transcript is spliced from 9 exons. Gene Ontology annotation, cellular component: peroxisome. Bases 627 to 2636 code for a protein of 669 amino acids. Gene Ontology annotation, molecular function: FAD binding; acyl-CoA oxidase activity; fatty acid binding. NCBI's taxonomy places the organism in Eukaryota, Metazoa, Arthropoda, Insecta, Diptera, Culicidae. The record is from RefSeq and is a predicted model, not a curated record.